Molecule: messenger RNA, 359 nt
Organism: Racocetra persica
Lineage: Eukaryota; Fungi; Glomeromycota; Glomeromycetes; Diversisporales; Gigasporaceae
Source: the annotation of a GenBank genome assembly
GAAUUCAUCUAAAAACAACUAAGCACCUUGAACUUUACUUUGCUAAUAUUGCCAGCCUCUAUUUUCUUAUUAAUAUAGCUGUUCUAACAAAAUAUAACCUCAAUAUUACUGUUAGCUCAGGAAAUUUUAUCUCUUUUCACUAUAAAACAAAACAUUGCAGUCAAAGUUCAACUCAUUCAUCAUUACAUAGUAUAGGAGAUUUCAUUAAUUCUACAAAAGUUCCUGCCUACAAUAUUUCCAUCCAGCAAUUAUCAAAAAGAAACGAAAAUUUAGCAACUAAUCAAGUGAUAGCUAACCAAGCAGCAAGUGAUCAAGAGGCAACUAACCAAGAGACAACUAAUCUAGCAGCAACUAACCAA